Molecule: messenger RNA, 2064 nt
Organism: Bufo gargarizans (Asiatic toad)
Lineage: Eukaryota; Metazoa; Chordata; Amphibia; Anura; Bufonidae
Gene: RERGL
Product: RERG like
Exons: 6
Coding region: 171-785 (204 amino acids)
Molecular function (GO): GTPase activity; GTP binding
Source: RefSeq, a predicted model, not a curated record
UGAGGUUGAUAAGGAUGGAGAGGAUGAGCAGAGAGGGGAUUGAUGUGGUUCUAUGAGUGCUGAGCUGCAGGAAAUUCCACAGCUUGGAGCCGUGAUGUGUGUGGAUCACCCACAGUCCCUGGGAACUAUCAUAACUGAUGAUGAGGGGGGAAAUCGACUGACCCGAAAACAUGAACCACAUUAAACUAUCCGUGCUGGGCAGCAAAGGAGCUGGAAAGUCUGCGCUGAUUGUGCGAUUCCUCACCGGACGAUUCAUCGGAGAAUACGCCUCCACCUCUGAGUGUAUCUACAACAAGCAGGUGACUGUGGAUGGCAAGACAACCAAUGUGGAGAUAUACGACCCAUGUACCCAGCCUAUUAAGCAGAAUCCUCCUCUGAGUGAGGAACUGAGCAGAGCAGAUGGCUUCCUUGUUGUAUAUGAUAUCAGUCACAGAUCAACCUUCAUUUUUGCCAAGACAUUGAUCUGCAGCCUGCGGGACUCGCAAUUCAAAAGUUGUAAAAGAGAUACGGAGGCAGCAGUGUUCUUAAUUGGCAAUAAGCAGGACCUCUGCCAUGUCAGGGAGGUAGCAUUAGAAGAAGGGCAAGUCGCAGCUCUGGAGUACAGAUGUCAGUUCUUUGAGUUGUCUGCAGCUGAACAAUACCAGGAAGUUGCCGACAUGUUCACAUCCAUCAUGAGAAAGAUUCUCCACAACAUCAAGAUCAAGGAGAAGCAAAGGCCAAGCGGCUCCAAGUCCAUGGCCAAACUGAUCAACAACGUGUUUGGCAAGAGACGUAAAUCUGUGUGAGGAGGAUAUGGGCACUGACCACUGCUGUGUGAAGAGAAUUCUGAUGGAGUCACUACGUACAUACAUAACAUUAUCUAACAUGUACUGAUUCCAAGUUAUGCCUUGUAUUAUGCUCCAGAGCUUCACUCACUGUUUUUCUGCUGGAGUCACUUUGUAUAUACUGUAUAUUGCAUGCCCUAUCCUGUACUGAUCCUUAAUUACAUCCUGUAUUAUACUCCAGAGCUAUGUUCACUAUUCUGCUGGUGGACUAUGGUGUCACUGUGUACAUACAUUACACUACGUACUUAUCAUAAAAGGAGAGAACAUAUAAAGGACAGAUACAACUGUAGGGGUACCCCUUAUCUUCUACUGAAUUACAUCCUGUAUUAUACUUUACAGCUGCAUUCAGUAUUCUUCUGGUGAAGUCACUGUGCACCUACAGUACAUUGCUUCAGUUAUCCUCUACAGAUGGAUCUGGAUAGAUUAGAGGCUUGGGCAGAGAAUUGGCAGAUGAGGUUUAACGCUGACAAAUGUCAGGUUAUGCACAUGGGAAGGAAUAAUGCAAGUCACCUGUACAUACUAAAUGGUAAAACAUUGUGCUGUAAUAAGUGGGGGUCCCAGUGGUCUGAUUGCCACAGAUCAGAUAUCAGUUAUACUGUGGUUAAGUGAUAAUUGUCAAUCAUGGUACAACAUCUUUAACCCCUCCUCGACCAGUGCCGUACUAGUACAGUACAGUGUUGGCCAGAUCUUUAAAGAUGCCGCCCACUCCUUAGCAGAGCAGAUGACAUAGUCACGGGUUGUCUGCUGUUUCAUACAGCAGACACCCGCAGCUUAUGUCUGCGACUGCCAAUAAUGCCAUCUGUGCGCGUGCAAACUCGGAGGUGAGCACAUCCGGUUAUUCUCCGUCUCCCUCCGGCGGCGAACGGAGGAGCCGGAGCUGGUAUGCAGCAGCCCCUGUCAUAGACAAUGACAGGAGGCUGCUGCCUAGUGUUUCCUAUGGGGCCCCUGUCUAUAUCAGGGCUCCAUAGGAAACUGGUAUUCUCAUAGACUCCAAUGCAUUGGAGUCUAUGACAAAUGUACUAAUCUAAUGAUUGCUUAGUAUAGUUCCCUAUGGGAACUAUAAAAAAGUGUAAAAAAGAAAUAAAAUGUUUUUAAAAAUAAAAUAUAAAGAUUCAAACCGCCACCCUUCCAUACCAAAAAAACUAAAAAAAUACACAUCAUGGGUAUCGCCACGAGUGAAAAAAGUCAAAAUAGCUGAUUCAACAUUUUUUGUCGCUUCAUUUAAAAAAAAAAAAAAAAG